Messenger RNA from Lachancea thermotolerans CBS 6340, 933 nucleotides. RefSeq names its product DNA-directed RNA polymerase III subunit C34 (gene RPC34). Gene Ontology annotation, cellular component: RNA polymerase III complex. The transcript has a single exon. Lineage: Eukaryota; Fungi; Ascomycota; Saccharomycetes; Saccharomycetales; Saccharomycetaceae. The record is from RefSeq and is a predicted model, not a curated record. Gene Ontology annotation, biological process: transcription by RNA polymerase III. Bases 1 to 933 code for a protein of 310 amino acids.
AUGAAUAACAUUCUGACAUCAGGUGUCGACUUGUCAGACAGAGCCAAGAGUCUUCAUGCCAAAAUGAGUUCUGGAGGUGCUGCUGCGCUCUACACUCAAGCAGAGCUCAAGGAUUUGGCAGGCAGCUCUUCUCUGACAGACCUUAUGUCUAUCGUUCAGGAGCUGCUUGAUAAGAAUCUGAUAAAACUUAUAAAGCAAAACAACGAGCUCAAGUUUCAAGCCGUCAACUUUGCUGAGGCUCAGAAAAAGGCGGCUAUGACCGCCGAUGAGGCAUUGGUCUAUUCAUACAUCGAAGCCAGCGGGAGAGAAGGUAUAUGGACGAAAACCAUUAAAGCAAGAACCAAUUUGCACACAGUUGUUGUAUCAAAAUGCUUGAAAUCCCUGGAGUCUCAAAGAUACGUGAAGAGCGUCAAAAGCGUCAAGUUCCCUACUCGAAAAAUUUACAUGCUUUACAAUCUACAGCCUUCCAUAGAGGUUACAGGUGGACCGUGGUUCACUGAUAGUGAGCUUGACGUCGAGUUCAUCAACAGUCUGUUAACCAUCGUCUGGAGGUUUGUUUCUGAGCGUACAUAUCCUAAUGGGUUUAAUAACUUCACUGGGGGUCGAGAGGUGCUCUACGCGGCCCACGUCAACAAUUUCGCGACAACAGACGACAUCUUAGAAUUUAUAAUCAGCGCGAAAGUUGCGAAUGUGGAAUUGUCCACUGCCGACAUAAGAUCAUUGUGUCAGGUCUUAGUUUAUGACAAUAAACUGGAAAAAGUGUCAUUUGACUGUUACCGAAUUACCCUUCAAAGCGUUCUGGAAAUGACACAGCCUGCCGGAGAGUCGAAGGAUGAUGCAGACAAUACAUUCACGAUAUUUCGGUGCCAUAAUGUCAUUGCGCCAUCCAGCAACGAUAAUGAAGCUAUCUAUCUCGAUGAGUGGAUAUUGUGA